Molecule: messenger RNA, 2024 nt
Organism: Punica granatum (pomegranate)
Lineage: Eukaryota; Viridiplantae; Streptophyta; Magnoliopsida; Myrtales; Lythraceae
Source: RefSeq, a predicted model, not a curated record
CUUUUUUACUAGUCUAAAAUAAAAUAAAAUGAAAUGAAGUAGCAAAAGCGUCCACUCCUCCGCCCGAGAUCUCCGUUCCUCACGGCGGAUCCACCAUGCCGAGCUACCACCUCCACGCCUCCCUCCGGGGGAAUCCGCCGUCCCAUUCCUCUUCCUCAGCUCAAUCCUUCACCUCCAAGCUCCUCCUCCUCCUCACCAUCCUCCCCCUCACCCUCGCCGCCCUCGCUUUUGCUCUCCAGUGGCGCGGCGGUAUCACCGAUCCCACCACCCGCUGGGCUCCCCCUGGAUCCGACCGCCUCUUCCCCGGAAUGGAGAGCACCUCCCCCAUUUCUCCCGAGUCCCAUCGCUCCUCCUCCGAUUGCCUCAGUCUCCGCCGCAGCGCCUCCCCGUCUUUCCCCUACUUUCGGGACUGGAAGUUCGAUUUCCAAUCUAAUCUGAGACCCAAGAUUUGCAUAACAACAAGCACCUCAGCUGGCUUGGAUCAGAUUCUACCAUGGAUGUUUUAUCAUAAAGUUAUCGGAGUCACUACUUUUUUCCUCUUCGUCGAAGGAAAGGCUGCAUCUCCUGAAGUGUCCAAAGUUCUUGAAUCCAUUCCCGGAGUUAAGGUUAUAUACCGAACGAAAGAGUUAGAGGAGCAACAAGCUAGAAGUCGCAUCUGGAACGAGACAUGGCUAUCAAGUUUCUUCUACAAACCAUGCAACUAUGAGCUAUUCGUAAAGCAAUCUCUGAACAUGGAGAUGGCAAUCGUCAUGGCUAGGGAUGCUGGCGUGGACUGGAUUAUUCAUCUUGAUACUGAUGAACUAAUACAUCCAGCUGGUGCACGAGAAUAUUCUUUGAGGCAGUUGCUGCUUGAAGUUCCUGAGAAUGUGGACAUGGUUGUGUUUCCCAACUAUGAAAGCAGCGUUGAGCGAGAUGACAUCAAGGACCCUUUUAGUGAGGUAUCAAUGUUCAAGAAGAAUUAUGACCAUCUUCCAAAAGAUACAUACUUUGGUAUGUACAAAGAAUCAACUCGUGGUAAUCCAAAUUACUUCCUGACUUAUGGAAAUGGGAAGUCAGCUGCUCGAGUUCAUGAUCAUCUUCGCCCUAAUGGAGCCCACAGAUGGCACAAUUAUAUGAAAACACCUAAUGAGAUCAAAUUGGAAGAGGCUGCUAUCCUACACUACACCUAUGCCAAGUUUUCGGACUUGACCUCAAGACGUGAUCGGUGUGGCUGCAAACCCACAAAGGAGGACGUCAAAAGAUGCUUCAUGUUGGACUUUGAUAGAUCGGCAUUCAUUAUUGCUUCUACAGCAACACGGGAGGAAAUGAUGAAUUGGUAUCGGGAGCACGUUGUGUGGGGCGACAAAGAUGUAAAACUCAAACUAUUAAGGAAGGGUAUUCUAACUCGCGUAUAUGCACCAAUGGCUAUAAUACAAGGUUUAAGGGAGUCCGGUGUUUUCAGCUCCGUUAUUGCAUCUGCUCCUCCAACUUUAUCAAAGGAUAAGUUCUUAUCAUCCAUCUCAAAUGGUACUUCUUCAAGAGCGGUAGCCUCCGAAUCUCUUCCUUCUCGGAAGGUUGGAAGAAGAAAAGAAUACCAGGCCACCGCUAGAAGAAUCUUGAACAUCGUUCCUAAUGCCUCUCAUGUAGCGGCUGUUCCUCCAUUGUCACCCCCAGGAAUGAACAGUCAGAUAUUAUACAAAGCAUUCUGAGGUCUACUAUGAGCUAUUGCUGCUGCUGCUUCUUCCUGCAUUGGUGUUUGGUGAAGAGGGAAGAAUCAGGAAUUAAAAGAACUAGAGCAAGCAAGGUCUUACAAUUGGAGUUGGCUUUUUUGUGUUUUCUGAUUUUUUGGUUCUUCCCGAUCAUUGUCCAAGCGCCUCUGUACAAAUCAUUCGCCUGCUCUUCAAUUUAGUUAGUAGUGCUCUUUGUUUUAUUAGUGUUGAUAUUAUUGUUGUAUCAUAAUUCACGGAAGAACAGACGUGUUGACCCUUUUGUCCCUUUAUUAAUGAUACCUUGUUCUCAUACCAGUGGGAUGGCUUCUUGGUUAA